Molecule: messenger RNA, 893 nt
Organism: Cinclus cinclus
Lineage: Eukaryota; Metazoa; Chordata; Aves; Passeriformes; Cinclidae
Gene: COMMD3
Product: COMM domain containing 3
Exons: 8
Coding region: 1-594 (197 amino acids)
Biological process (GO): sodium ion transport
Source: RefSeq, a predicted model, not a curated record
AUGGAGCUGUCGCCGUACGCGCAGGGCGGGUGGCGGCUGCUGGGCGACCCCCGCCGCUUCCCCCGCCGCCCUUUCGCCGCCCUCCUCCGCGCCGCCUUCCGCAGCCUCCUGGAUGACCCGCAGGCCGGUAAUUCACUUAUUUUAGACGAUCCAGACCUGAAAGAUAUUGACCCUACAGUGUUAAAACAUUGCCAUGCUGCGGCUGCAACGUGUAUUCUGGAGGCAGGGAAGCAGAAAGCUGACAUAUCUGCUAUAAGCACAUGCCUAGAAGACUGCAAACUGGAUAAAGAGAGAAUAGAACAAUUUUGCACCGAAUAUCAGAAAAACAAGGAUGCAUUGGAAAUCCUAUUGGGAAGCAUAGGAAGAUCUCCUCUCCAUAUAACUGAUGUGUCUUGGCGCUUGGAAUAUCAGAUCAAGAACAGUCAGCUUCAUAAAACUUACCAGCCUUCCUAUUUGGUGACCUUAAACGUAGAGAACAGUGAUUCAGGAUCACACCCAGAUGUUAGUUUUAGUUGUACAAUGGAGCAAUUACAGGACUUAGUGGGAAAGCUAAAAGAUGCUGCAAAAAGUCUAGAACGAGCGACUCAGGUGUGAUUGAAGGAAGGUGUCAGCCUGCUGAAGCACUCUCCUUCCUAAGUGUCUCCAAAAUGACAAAUGUAUUUCAUCUCUUGAUGCAAACUGUUUUUUGUUUUAAGUUCUUGGAUGUGAAUUAAUGAAACAACUUUUUUUUUUUAACAUCAGGAUUGGGUAGUCCUUGGUCAUGUAAUUUUUUUUAUUAACUUCUGUUAAAUAUUUGAGGAACUGUUGUAUCAUUAAAGUAUUCCUUGUAUCUUAUUUUGUGUAUUUUUACAACUCUCGCUGCUUAUUUUUCUCUAUGAUCUAAUAAAAGUUUA